AUGAGACUGCUGUCUGUGAUAUCGAGUCUCCUUUCUAUCAACUCAUCUAUUCACGAUGUUCUCGCUUCUGGGCCCCGAGUCAAUCUAACCAUCGGUGUAUUCGAGGGUCUCGAGGCUAAUGGUGGCAUCGAAAGGUUUUUAGGGAUCCCCUUCGCUCAACCACCCGUUGGUUCUCUUCGUUUCAAGGCCCCGGUUCCCAUCAACCAAACGUUCACAGGAGUUCAGAAUGCCACGAUGUUCGGAAACGCAUGUGUACAACCACCAUCAUCAAGUCUGGGGGCACCUACCGGUGAGGACUGUCUUUUCCUAAACGUAUGGAGGCCCGAGAAUGUCAGCACCGAUUCGGCCUUGCCCGUUCUUGUAUGGGUCUAUGGUGGCGCUUUCAAUACAGGUGCAGCCUCCGACCCAGAGUAUAAUGCGACAAUUCUAGUACAGCGGAGUAUGGAAAUUGGCAAGCCCAUCAUAUUCGUGUCUGCAAACUACCGGGUGAACACCUUUGGUUUCCUUGCGAGCGCAGAUAUGGCCGUCGAAGACCUCAACAACGGUCUUCAGGACCAAUCGGCCGCACUCAGGUUCGUUCAAGAAAAUAUUGUUACGUUCGGAGGUGAUUCCUCGAAGGUUACGAUUUGGGGGCAGUCUGCUGGCGCAGGAAGUGUCGAAGCCCAGAUUGUUUACAACGCUUCCGCUGGGUUGUUCAGAGGCGCCAUCAUGGAUUCCAUGACUGGUCCUUUCAAAAGCUCGCCUCCACCCAGUACUUAUGACGCUCCCGGAAAGCCUUUUGCACUCAUUUUGAACGCGACAGGAUGCAGCGCUGGCCCCACAGCGUUUGCAUGCUUGCAGGAUGCACCCACUGAGGUCUGGCAGCCUACUGUCGCCCCUGGCAGCUUUUCUCCUGCUCGGGCUUCUGAGACCAUCGCGUCUGGAGAGUUCUUACAUAUUCCUAUGAUCGCAGGAACUAAUCUGAACGAAGGAAAUUCCUUCUCUGCCAGCCUUCUCGGCCUCAACCUGACGGGAUAUACCCAGGAUUUAGCCUUCGACAACUUCGUCCGCGCCUCCGUGAUCGACCAGACCCUCAUUACCUCCGACGUCCUGGAUCAAUUCCAUAAAUUCUACCCAGCAAAUGAUCCAAGCGAAGGUGCACCGUUCAAUACCGGUGACUCGUUGUUCGACAGAGCUGCGGCUUGGUAUGGAGAUUUCAUGUUCCUCUCCGCCAGAAGACGCUUCUUGGAUGUCGCGGCCUCCCUUCAGCCGACAUUCGUGUAUCAUUUCCGGGAGUUUAUUCCCGGAAAUAAUGUGACACUUGGCGUUUCUCAUGCUUCGGAAUUGCCACUCAUCUUUGGGCCAGUACCUGCGGUUGCAGCGGUGGAGGAUGACUUUGCCAUCACAUGGAGGGACUUCUACAUCAACUUCGUGAACGACCUCAACCCUGGUUCUGCUUGGCCACAGUUCACAAACGAGACAAGACAAGUUUUGCAGUUGAAAAGAGACAAUAUCACGACUAUCCCUGAUGGUGCGUGUGCGCAGUCCAUAUGGUCGUCACAGGCCUGA
Stereum hirsutum FP-91666 SS1 is the source of this 1548-nucleotide messenger RNA. Its product is annotated as alpha/beta-hydrolase. The transcript is spliced from 14 exons. Bases 1 to 1548 code for a protein of 515 amino acids. Lineage: Eukaryota; Fungi; Basidiomycota; Agaricomycetes; Russulales; Stereaceae. The record is from RefSeq and is a predicted model, not a curated record.